AUGCUACAUGAUCAACUCCGGCAGGUCGAUGAGAAAAGGAACGAAGCUCUCGCGCCCGUAUCGCGGUUGCCAGAUGAUAUUCUACGACUCAUCAUUCAGCACGGGCACGAUGACGAGCCACUGGAGGUCUAUCCUAUCGGGACCAGUCUCGUACGACGUGUUUCCCACAUGUCCCGUCGCUGGCGCGCGAUCGUGCUCGAUAUGGCCAGCGUAUGGACGUACGUUCGGUUUUCGAACCCGACACACUCAGCAGACGAGGACUUCAAGCCGAUCCAUCCUUGCUACCGAAGACCGAGGGCACUGAAUGACACAUAUACCUGCAACCUCGAGCGCUCCAAAGAAUCGUUGCUCAAAGUGGAGCUAUUGCUUUCACCGUAUUACCUAUUGUCGACGAUUAUGAAAGAAUACUUGCAAAUCUGCCUAAUCCGCGUCGCGGUGCUCAAUCUCUCUGUGCAUACUUCAAGCCCAGAAGGCCUGAACGCGGUCAUUCCGUGCAUCACUCACACCAGAAAAACCUUGCGUUGCGUCCGGCUUCGUCUUCAUGACCCCCUCUCGCACAGGGACACGGGCAUACCCGACACGAUUGGAGCGCUCCUUGCGUGCGAUCUUCCUCGGCUGCUCGAAGAACUGCAUUUGACCCUGUUCUCUUCGCCCAGCCUCGACGUUGCCGACGCUGAAGUACAAUUGCCACACGUUCUGCUAGCAGAACUCCGCAUUAUCAGUUGCACUUCAACACGUCGCGCUCGUGACACGUUCGGACGUCUUGUCGCGCCAAAGCUCGAAAGUCUUUCACUGGAUGUCCGCGCUGGUAUUGACUCUUAUGAGUGGCAAGAAGCCUACAUCACCGAACUGCUAGAGUUCCUUGCCAGCUCGUCCGGCUCUUAUGGUGACUCUCCGCCGGUGAAGCAACUCACAAUACAAGGUGCAAUACUCAACGGUCUCGAAAGAAUACUCCUUGUUCUCUCCAGAAUAGAAGUUUUCCGAUCCACGUUCAAUUACGACUGGAUCAUUGGCGAGGAGCAGAAACUUGAAUACGCUCGUGUGUUGAACAAGUUGGUACCAACCGAAUAUUCGGCGAGCGAAUCUGAAGACGUUCCCCCACGCCCACCUCUUUGCCCAAAGUUGAAAGUGCUCGAGUCCCUGUCAUUGGCGACACCUCGCCACAUCCAAUGGCUGACAACCCUCGCAGCACGCCGUUGUUCCUGGGGGAAUCCUCUCACUCGAAUACGCAUACACGGCUGGCCUCCCGUCCCAAACCCUACAUUGGGGAUGCCAGCUAUACCAUCAGAGCAAUACAGACUUGAGAAAGAGCUAGCGAAGGAGGUCGAAGUGCUUGAAUGUGGAGAGUUCAGGUGGGAAUGGAAUGAGGGCGGUCGAUGGCGUAGGGAACCAAGAGUCAAACAGAAGGCCUGGGGAAAAGAUCCAGGGUGGUUUUUAUUAUGGUAA
This is a messenger RNA of Dacryopinax primogenitus, 1446 nucleotides long. RefSeq lists its product as uncharacterized. Bases 1 to 1446 code for a protein of 481 amino acids. NCBI's taxonomy places the organism in Eukaryota, Fungi, Basidiomycota, Dacrymycetes, Dacrymycetales, Dacrymycetaceae. The transcript has 2 exons. The record is from RefSeq and is a predicted model, not a curated record.